AUGGCCUUUACGUUGUAUUUGCUGCUGCAGGCAGCCCUGCUCUGCGUCAAUACCAUCACUGUGCUGCACGAGGAGCGCUUCCUCAAGAACAUUGGCUGGGGAGCAGACCAGGGAAUUGGUGGUUUUGGAGAGGAGCCAGGAAUUAAAUCUCAGCUAAUGAACCUUAUUCGAUCUGUAAGAACUGUGAUGAGAGUGCCAUUGAUAAUAAUAAACUCAAUUGCCAUUGUAUUACUUUUAUUAUUUGGGUGAAGAACAGUGGGGGAAAUGGAGACUCAGAAGAAGAGAUGCCAGCAGAAGUUAUUACUUCAGUCAUUAUUGGAAUAUACAUGUCUUAGCUGGUCAUCCUUGCACUUGACAAAAAUGUAAACAUGACAAUAAAGCCAGAGU
Zalophus californianus (California sea lion) is the source of this 387-nucleotide messenger RNA. Its product is annotated as immediate early response 3-interacting protein 1-like. The transcript has 2 exons. Gene Ontology annotation, cellular component: Golgi membrane; endoplasmic reticulum membrane; COPII-coated ER to Golgi transport vesicle. The coding region runs from base 1 to 249 and encodes 82 amino acids. The record is from RefSeq and is a predicted model, not a curated record. Gene Ontology annotation, biological process: endoplasmic reticulum to Golgi vesicle-mediated transport. NCBI's taxonomy places the organism in Eukaryota, Metazoa, Chordata, Mammalia, Carnivora, Otariidae.